Messenger RNA from Mandrillus leucophaeus (drill), 4744 nucleotides. RefSeq names its product strawberry notch homolog 1 (Drosophila) (gene SBNO1). The coding region runs from base 14 to 3547 and encodes 1177 amino acids. The transcript has 28 exons. The record is from RefSeq and is a predicted model, not a curated record. Gene Ontology annotation, molecular function: chromatin DNA binding; histone binding. Gene Ontology annotation, cellular component: nucleus. Gene Ontology annotation, biological process: regulation of DNA-templated transcription. NCBI's taxonomy places the organism in Eukaryota, Metazoa, Chordata, Mammalia, Primates, Cercopithecidae.
UUUCCCAGGUACCAUGAAGGUUCCUGUUGUAAAAGAAGAUGAUGAACCAGAGGAAGAAGACGAAGAAGAAAUGGGUCAUGCAGAAACCUAUGCAGAAUACAUGCCAAUAAAAUUAAAAAUUGGCUUGCGUCAUCCAGAUGCUGUAGUGGAAACUAGCUCUUUAUCCAGUGUUACUCCUCCUGAUGUUUGGUACAAAACAUCCAUUUCUGAGGAAACCAUUGAUAAUGGCUGGUUAUCAGCAUUGCAGCUUGAGGCAAUUACAUAUGCAGCCCAGCAACAUGAAACUUUCCUACCUAAUGGAGAUCGUGCUGGCUUCUUAAUAGGUGAUGGUGCUGGUGUAGGAAAAGGAAGGACGAUAGCAGGAAUCAUCUAUGAAAAUUAUUUGUUGAGUAGAAAACGAGCAUUGUGGUUUAGUGUUUCAAAUGACUUAAAGUAUGAUGCUGAAAGAGAUUUAAGGGAUAUUGGAGCAAAAAACAUUUUGGUUCAUUCAUUAAAUAAGUUUAAAUAUGGAAAAAUUUCUUCCAAACAUAAUGGGAGUGUGAAAAAGGGUGUUAUUUUUGCUACUUACUCUUCACUUAUUGGUGAAAGCCAGUCUGGCGGCAAGUACAAAACUAGGUUAAAACAACUUCUGCAUUGGUGUGGUGAUGACUUCGAUGGAGUGAUAGUGUUUGAUGAGUGUCAUAAAGCCAAAAACUUAUGUCCUGUUGGUUCUUCAAAGCCAACCAAGACAGGCUUAGCAGUUUUAGAGCUUCAGAACAAAUUGCCAAAAGCCAGAGUUGUUUAUGCUAGUGCAACUGGUGCUUCUGAACCACGCAACAUGGCCUAUAUGAACCGUCUUGGCAUAUGGGGUGAGGGUACUCCAUUUAGAGAAUUCAGUGAUUUUAUUCAAGCAGUAGAACGGAGAGGAGUUGGUGCCAUGGAAAUAGUUGCUAUGGAUAUGAAGCUUAGAGGAAUGUACAUUGCUCGACAGCUGAGCUUUACUGGAGUGACCUUCAAAAUUGAGGAAGUUCUUCUUUCUCAGAGCUAUGUUAAAAUGUAUAACAAAGCCGUCAAGCUGUGGGUCAUCGCCAGAGAGCGGUUUCAGCAAGCUGCAGAUCUGAUUGAUGCCGAGCAACGAAUGAAGAAGUCCAUGUGGGGUCAGUUCUGGUCUGCUCACCAGAGGUUCUUCAAAUACUUAUGCAUAGCAUCCAAAGUUAAAAGGGUUGUGCAACUAGCUCGAGAGGAAAUCAAGAAUGGAAAAUGUGUUGUAAUUGGUCUACAGUCUACAGGAGAAGCUAGAACAUUAGAAGCUUUGGAAGAGGGCGGGGGAGAAUUGAAUGAUUUUGUUUCAACUGCCAAAGGUGUGUUGCAGUCACUCAUUGAAAAACAUUUUCCUGCUCCAGACAGGAAAAAACUUUAUAGUUUGCUAGGAAUCGAUUUGACAGCUCCAAGUAACAACAGUUCACCAAGAGAUAGUCCUUGUAAAGAAAAUAAAAUAAAGAAGCGGAAAGGUGAAGAAAUAACUCGAGAAGCCAAAAAAGCACGAAAAGUAGGUGGCCUUACUGGUAGCAGUUCUGAUGACAGUGGAAGUGAAUCUGAUGCCUCUGAUAAUGAAGAAAGUGACUAUGAGAGCUCUAAAAACAUGAGUUCUGGAGAUGAUGACGAUUUCAACCCAUUUAGAGAUGAGUCUAGUGAGGAUGAUGAAAAUGAUCCCUGGUUAAUCAGAAAAGACCACAAGAAAAACAAAGAGAAAAAAAAGAAGAAAAGUAUAGAUCCAGAUUCUAUUCAAAGUGCCUUAUUAGCAUCAGGUCUUGGAUCAAAACGACCUAGUUUUUCAUCUACACCAGUUAUCUCACCUGCUCCUAACAGUACACCAGCUAACAGUAACACCAACAGUAACAAUAGCCUUAUAACAAGUCAGGAUGCUGUGGAAAGGGCUCAGCAGAUGAAGAAAGACCUGCUUGAUAAGUUAGAAAAAUUAGCUGAAGACCUCCCCCCUAAUACCCUGGAUGAACUUAUCGAUGAACUUGGUGGCCCUGAGAACGUUGCUGAGAUGACCGGUCGCAAGGGACGGGUUGUGAGCAACGAUGAUGGAAGCAUAUCUUAUGAGUCAAGAUCUGAACUUGAUGUGCCUGUGGAAAUACUAAACAUCACAGAAAAACAACGAUUUAUGGAUGGAGAUAAGAAUAUUGCUAUCAUCUCAGAAGCUGCCAGCUCAGGUAUUUCAUUACAAGCAGAUAGGAGAGCUAAAAAUCAAAGACGAAGAGUUCAUAUGACUUUAGAAUUACCCUGGAGCGCUGAUAGAGCAAUUCAGCAAUUCGGACGAACUCAUAGAUCAAACCAAGUGACUGCUCCUGAAUAUGUCUUUCUGAUUUCUGAACUGGCAGGAGAACAAAGAUUUGCAUCUAUUGUUGCUAAAAGACUUGAGAGUUUGGGGGCACUUACACAUGGCGAUAGAAGAGCAACAGAAUCUAGGGAUCUGAGCAGGUUCAACUUUGAUAAUAAGUAUGGAAGAAAUGCUUUAGAAAUUGUCAUGAAAUCCAUUGUAAACUUGGAUUCUCCUAUGGUAUCACCACCUCCAGACUAUCCUGGAGAAUUUUUUAAAGAUGUUCGACAAGGACUGAUAGGAGUUGGUCUGAUAAAUGUAGAAGAUCGCUCGGGAAUUCUUACUCUCGAUAAAGAUUAUAACAACAUAGGGAAAUUCUUAAAUAGAAUUUUAGGCAUGGAGGUACAUCAGCAGAACGCAUUAUUUCAGUAUUUUGCGGACACACUUACUGCAGUUGUUCAAAAUGCCAAAAAAAAUGGAAGAUACGAUAUGGGAAUCUUAGAUCUUGGUUCUGGAGAUGAAAAGGUGAGGAAGAGUGAUGUUAAAAAGUUUCUGACUCCAGGGUAUUCAACCUCUGGCCACGUAGAAUUAUACACAAUUAGUGUAGAGAGGGGAAUGUCAUGGGAGGAAGCUACCAAGAUUUGGGCUGAGCUGACAGGACCAGACGAUGGCUUUUACUUGUCAUUGCAAAUAAGGAACAACAAGAAAACUGCCAUCUUAGUUAAAGAAGUGAAUCCUAAAAAGAAACUUUUCUUAGUUUAUCGACCAAAUACUGGGAAACAGCUCAAAUUAGAAAUUUAUGCUGAUCUAAAAAAGAAAUAUAAGAAGGUCGUCUCAGAUGAUGCCCUGAUGCACUGGUUAGAUCAGUAUAAUUCAUCUGCAGAUACUUGUACUCAUGCUUAUUGGCGUGGCAAUUGCAAAAAAGCAAGCUUGGGGUUAGUUUGUGAAAUAGGUCUUCGUUGCCGUACAUACUAUGUAUUAUGUGGUUCAGUGCUGAGUGUCUGGACAAAAGUUGAGGGUGUUCUAGCAUCUGUCAGUGGCACAAACGUGAAGAUGCAGAUUGUGCGGCUAAGAACGGAAGAUGGGCAACGGAUUGUAGGUUUGAUCAUUCCAGCAAAUUGUGUGUCUCCUCUUGUAAAUCUCCUAUCAACUUCAGACCAGUCUCAACAGCUUGCGGUCCAACAGAAACAGCUAUGGCAACAGCAUCACCCUCAGAGCAUCACCAACUUGAGCAACGCAUAAAGAACAGACAGGUUUCAACAUGGAUGGAUCUGAAAUGCUGUUGAAGCAUAUCAUUUGCAUAAAAAUCAGGGACAGUUUCCAAAGAAUUAUAUAUUUUUUUCAGUUGUGCUCUCUCUAGUUAGUUUUUUUGGAAGUAAGGACAAACCUGGAAUAGAUAGCAAAACUGAAAAUCAGCAGUGCUGAUGGUGGUACAUAUGUCUUUCCUUUUGCUUCUCCCCUGGUACUUCCCAUCUGCUUUUACUUUGGGUGAGCAGAGCGGGAUGUGUGCGUGCGUGUGUGUCAGUCUGUUUGUGAGUGUGUUAAAGGCUACAGACCACAGUUGGUUUAAAAUGCUUGGAACUUCCCAAACUGGCUUUACUUUAUGUUUAUACAGUGCUCAGGGUUAACGCAGUACAUCCAUGCCAUUGCUGUGGGAGGUAUCCCCGGAUGCAUGUGUUUUGAGUCUAUAAAUAUAGAAAAUAUAUAUUGGUUUCUUUUUCCAGCUUAAUAGGUUUAUUAAAGCAUGAAAUGAAAGGUUGCAUAUCAUGCAUUCAGGUUAUUUUCUAAUUUUUGUUCUGACAGUGCAUGUCUUUGAAAGCAUGCGUAAACAAGAUUAACACAGAAGUCGAGUAACAGAGAGAAACAUUUGUUAGAUGUACAGCAUUGGUUAUUGCAUUUUUAUAGUGUUUAUACCUGGGUAUUGCUUCAAAUCCUGCAGACCCCUCCUGCCCCUUCUCCCUGCCCUAGGUUUCUGGUCAAGGUAAUGAGUACAUACAUUUUUCUGUGAUAAAACUCUUAAAAGUUAAUUUUAAUGUAUUAAUAGUAUUCCUAAUGUGUGCUGCAGAAAUGGCUGUAAGCCUCCUAAAUUUACAUUUUCAACUUAAAGGUAGUUUUAGAAAGAAGUACAAAUUGGCUUUCAUCUUGCAAACAAUCGUUUUUUACUUCGUUAUCUUAAUUUACUUUAUCACUCAUAAAAAGGAAACCAUACUUGAGUUGUAGACAAUUGAGGAAACACUUGAGGCUUCUGCUGUAUGUUUUUUUGUUACUGUUAUUGUUACUCAGUAACUUGAAUAUUGUUUAAUGUGUUGUAAGACAUUGUAGAGUUUAUCUCAAGCUGUUAAAAAUGGUAAUGUACAAAUGUGAAUAGACACUUAUCUAUAUAAUAUGGGUAAGUUUUGUUUCGCCUAUAAUAGAUGUUUAUAAAAACAAGUGAGGGGA